GGGCCUCUACUUUCUAACUACUAUGUCUUCAGCAGUAGCUCUUAUGUCUCAAACCAUCUGAAGAGGCCCAAAGGUUUUGUAGUCUGAAGAACAGAAAGUCAGACUGAUGGAUGCUGGGAUGUCAGGUUGCAAAGUGGAUGGCGGUGGUGGCGGCGGUGCAGUUCUGCGGAGGUCCCAGGCCAAGGAAGGGGUGGCCCAGCGAGAAGAAGAACAAGAAGAAGAUGGAGAUGAAGAUCUCCGAGAUGGAGGAGUUCCUUUCUUUGUGAAUCGUGGAGGGCUUCCUAUCAAUGAGGCCACCUGGGAAAGAAUGUGGAAGCAUGUGGCCAAGAUCCACCCUGAGGGAGAAUUAGUAGCUCUGAGGAUCCGGGGAGCCACUGAUCUACCCAAGAUUCCCAUACCAAGUGUGCCUAUGCUACAGCCAUCCACUCUUAUCCCUGAGCGCCUGGAAGCUAUACAGCGCUAUAUCAGGGAGCUUCAGUACAAUCACACUGGGACGCAGUUCUUUGAAAUCAAGAAAAGCAGGCCUUUGACUGGGCUGAUGGAUCUGGCCAAAGAAAUGACAAAGGAAGCCCUGCCAAUCAAGUGUUUGGAGGCUGUGAUCCUAGGAAUUUACCUCACCAACAACAUGCCAACACUGGACCGCUUCCCCAUCAGUUUCAAAACCUACUUCUCAGGGAACUACUUCCACCAUAUUGUGCUGGGAGUGAACAUUGGGGGCCGCUAUGGGGCACUUGGCAUAAGUCGACGUGCGGAUCUCAUGUACAAAGCCCCCACUUUCCGCACACUGAGUGAGCUUAUCUUUGACUAUGAGGAGGCGUAUCGGUGCUGCUGGCAUACCCUCAAAAAGGUGAAGCUUGGCCAGUGUGUGUCCCAUGAUCCACACAGUGUGGAGCAGAUUGAAUGGAAGCAUUCCAUCUUGGAUGUGGAGAAGCUGAGCCGUGAGGACUUCCGCAAGGAGCUCGAGAGACAUUCCCGUGACAUGAGACUAAAGAUCAGCAAAGGAACUGGGCCACCAUCACCCACCAAGGAUAGGAAAAGGGAUGUACCAUCCCCACAGCGAAGCCAAUCCAGUCCACAUCGCCGCAACAGCCGAACCGAAAGGCGACCAUCUGGAGAGAAGAAACCUGCAGAGCCCAAAGCCAUGCCUGAUCUUAAUGGUUACCAAAUCAGAGUAUAAAGAUCUUCUCAUUUGUGGGCCAUUUGGUGGAGAGCAUUUGGACCAGCACCACCUAUGAGGUGUGGAGUGUGGGAGGGGACGCAGAGCGUACGAAGUGCUUAUUUCCCAAGGUACUCCUUAACUCUGGGUUGCAUCCUGUGAAUUAGAGGAUAUCCAUUUCUGUGAAUUAUAUCAGGAACUGUUUCUAAAUGCACCAACUAAACAAAAAAAUUUAAAUAGCAGAUCUUCCACCAAUUAUUCAGUGUUCUACAUAUUGGCGAGGGAAAGAUACAUUUUGCAAAAUAGCAGUAAAAGUCCUUUCUGUGCUGUUUCUCAGCCCACACAGAACUGGGAUGCUUUUGACUUCAAAAAGGCCCAUGAUGGGCUCUAUGUCUCCUCUCUGCUUUUGAAGGAAUCCAGUUAGCAGGAGGUCUCAGGAGACAGAUGGGCUAGAAGCAAAAAAUACUCCUAUGGAAGAAUUUCUUAAUUUGUAUUUUCUGAGAAUUUUAAUAUUUUUAAUAACUUGGGGAGUGGGGAAAAGCAUACUGUAUUGUUGCAUAUGCUCUAAAAUCACCAAUUUGAUCCAUGUGUUUUUGUUUCAAAUAAUGGAUUGCCUGGGAUGAAAGCCCACAUCGUGCCACUCCCACUGCAGACUUGCUGGUUGGAUCUUCAAGACAUACAUUUUGUAAAUAGGAGGUAGAUUAGGGACUGCCUGUGUUUUGGGGCAUGGAUGUCAGAUGAAUAUGAUAGCUUAAUUGGCUUGUCAUGGCAGUACCCCAUUGUGAUGCAUUCUAGAGAUUAUUUGGAAACUAAGUUUCCAUUUUCUUCACUUUCUGGUGCUAUUCUAGAAUUGACUGUUGUUAGAGUAUUAGAACCUUUCAGGUGGCAGCAGAACAGCCCCAACCUGACACUCUCCGUACAGGUAGUCCUCACUUAAUGACCAUUUGUUUAGUGAUGGUUCAGACUUACAAUGGUGCUGGA
Messenger RNA from Candoia aspera, 2137 nucleotides. It is a transcript of the gene VASH1, whose product is annotated as vasohibin 1. The record is from RefSeq and is a predicted model, not a curated record. The coding region runs from base 107 to 1177 and encodes 356 amino acids. Gene Ontology annotation, cellular component: cytoplasm. Lineage: Eukaryota; Metazoa; Chordata; Lepidosauria; Squamata; Candoiidae. Gene Ontology annotation, biological process: regulation of angiogenesis. The transcript has 7 exons.